UGAUGAAUAAUGUGUAUUGUUACAAUUAUUGUACGGGUGACAUAAACUAAAUGUUGAUAAAGUAAUGAAUUUAAAAGAUUAUUAGAUUUUUAAAGAAGUGUGUGAAUCAGAUUGCUGUGCGAUAUUUUUGAUAUAAAAUUUCAUUCCUAUAUAAUCGUCUAUUAUCAUUUUACAUGUGUGAAAGAAAUGACAGAACAAGAAAGUAGAUAAGUGCGUUGAAUUUUAGCUUUUUGACAAUGUGAUACUGAAUUAAUAUAAGGAUUAUUUUUAUUAUUUUGUAUGAACUAGUUUGACAAAGAGAACCAAUAAUUCGUUGUAAUGAAACGUUUAAGUGGCGAGUUUGUUAGCUAGGUUUUGACAGCCGGCUGGCUUGUCGUAAGUGACUUACGGUUGGCUUCCUAUAAAAAUGAACAGUCGCAAUAGUGUAAAUGAAACGAAUUUGGUGAAUUUCUCGGCGGAACUGCCAAGACUACCCCAAUUGGACGCGAAAGACGGGUUGCUGAGUUUUCCUUUUGACCAUAUUUAUGCAUGCCAUUCUCAGAGUUCUGAUAGAAGGCAGGAUCUUCAGCUAGAGAAGGAAGUGGAAGUAUCCACACAUUGUGUAGUGGGUGACGAAAAAAAUAUUUCGGGUGCAGUUCCUGACAUAUCAAGGCUAUCAGAACAACUUAAUGUUACUGAGAGUCAAAAUAAAAAGCUGAAGGAACUUUUAAUAUAUCAUUUAGAUCUAAUUCAACAACAAAACGAAUUAAUAACUAAAAGAGAUAAACUUUAUCAAGCUUUAAAGCAGGAAAAUGAUACACUUAAAUCGAAGCUGAUUCGAAUGGAUAGAAAGGGUCUUUUACAACAGCAGCAAUUUAUGAACUCCAUACUUAGUCCACCCAAUGCGACUGUUACUUCAAGCAUCUUAAAAAAGGAACACGGCCUCCCCCAGAUUAUGUUAAAUAGCUUUACAGAACUACUUUUGCCAGAUAAAGGGAAUUCUUUUCAUUUUGAUAACAAUAAAACUUUUGGGCAGGAUACACCAUUGUCAUUUGGGAUCGCGAGGACGACUAUAGAUCCAGCGGAACUCCCAGAAGAACCGAAAUUCAUGUCCAGUGAUCUGAAAACACCGGCUCUGAAUCGCGACUACAAAAUGAUUGACAACAAGAGAUCUCUCGUUAAAAAAGAAACAAAGAGCCGAUCGGAUGCCCUUUACACGGUCACAUCAAACAGUGGCAACACUAUAAUCCAAAGAAUCCAAAGGAAAAGGAGGCGGACAUCCGGCAUCGGUAGUCUCAGUCGUAUGACAAAGACACCCAAGGCAAAUAUACCAGAGACUGUCACGUCAAAUAAAACAAAACCAACAGAACCUGAACAAAGUCUCGGCCGGACAUACAGCGUCAAUAAGAAAUCAAAGCCAUUAAAUACUUAUGGCAAAUCACGGAGCACGACUAUACCGAAAAAGACAGUGCAAUACACAGGAUCCCUGUCAGACAGGCUUCAGCUAAUAGAUACUACGCCAACGGGAGAGGAUCCUUAUCAACUAGGAGAAGCCGAUAUGAGGGAACAGUCGCCCAUACCAAAACUAAUGCUACAGAAAACCAAUCACGGUAGAAUGAAGGUGCUGGAAUCGGUUGGGGAGAGCACUCGUCGUAUUUAUGACAGGCCGACCACGAAGAACAAGAACUUGAACCGAUUCAUGUCCACGUAUGAUCAAGAUAAGAAAGAGGAGGACAACACAAGCCCCAUGCUGCUAGAUGAACCGGACAUUGAGCUCAUAAAAACAGAGCCAGACAUUGAUUGGCGUAUGUACACCGAAAAUCUAGGAAACGAUUCUAGCCUGUGUGAUUUUUCGUUCGGUGAAUCAAGCAACCAGAUGUUGCCGUCGUUGGACGCUACUGAGUUCCAAGAAUUGUUCAGCUCUGACGCUGCUCUGAAUUUGGAUAAUUUGAAUCAAUUGGACUAUCCAACCGAGAAGGUUGUGCCAGAGAAGACAAAGAAGCGCGGCGCUCGCACCAGCAGCCUCGUCGUGCCUGGUGAAGAAGAGGCAGUUGAAUCAAAACGUGGAAGUGAUAGUCGCCGUGGUCGCAAGAGAGCUCUGUCAGCUACUGGCCUUGGAAAACAACCACAAAAGACAGCUACAAAACCCAAGGCCUCUAAAGGAAAAGCAGCUGCUCGCGGUAAAAAAUCCCCUGUACCCAGCUUGAUGACCGACAAGCCUUAUCACACUCUGGUCUGCGAUCCAGAUUUAUCUUGGUACCUGGGCCUGGAUCAGGAUCUGAAAUUUGAAGAUGUAGAUCCACCAGCUGAUACUCAAGCAUCGACCGUAGAGGUACCCAGAUGGCGAGAGAAGCCCUACACCAGCUCCUAUGUUCUAGAAGGAACAGAGAACGUUGACGACAAGGUUUUCGAGAAGAGACAUCAGAAAUUAGAAGCUGAAGAGAGGCGGCAGUUGAGAUGGCACAUGCGUAGAAUACGCGAACAGCGUCACGUGGAACGUCUCCGUCAACGUCAACGUGACAGUUGGAAUUCGACAGUGAGCGCUCCGUCGGUGUACACAGUAUGGCCUCGGCCACAGGACGCCAGAUUCAUCGAAAUAACAGAUGACUUACCCGUCACUGGAUUCGGGGAACCAAUGCCGCAACUGCCGCAAUCUGACUUCAUGCUGCCGUGGGUGCGAACAUCGAAAGCUUUGAAGCGAUCAAAGAGAUCGAAGACUCACUCUUAAAUAUACGGAUUUGAAACCUUCGUCGUCUAUGGAACAGUAAAAUUUGUGUAAAUGGACUAAAAUAUUAACAAUAUCAACAAAUUUAUGUUAGCGAAAAAAAAAAAAACAAAAAUAAAAAUUCACCGUCACUGUUUAUAAAAAAAGGAAUCCUCGUAGUUUGCUUGUAAAGAGAAUAAGUCUUAAUUGAUCGUUUUAAAACAGAUAUUCCAAAGUAUUGAUGUAUAAUAACUUUGUAGUAUUUUUACUUUAGUGUCUUUAAUUUAGCUUUGGACCGCCGGUGUGGCGUGGGCAUCGCGAACAUUUAGUAUUCCGAUAGGUACGUGUACUGGUAAAUCCAAUGAAGAAUUGCCGUUUUAACGUUUCUUAAGUAGGGUUAUUAAUAUAUAAGGUUAUAAAAUUAUUCAUUGUACUGUACAAAAUGUCACAAUGGCUUGUAGAAUUUUUGCUGAAAUAUACUUAUAACAGUAACCUCCGAGGGUAGUUCUAGAUUACCGCAUUCUACUAUUUAGACGAAAUUCUAUAGAAAUAGCAACAUUCCUAAACUAUUACUUUAUUUAUAUGCCCCCUCACAUAUAUUUUUUUAAUUAAAUCUACUUCCAUUAAAAAAAAAAAUCUAGAAUUUGGAUACUUAUAAAAAAUUUUUUGGUUCAUUAUACUUAUAAAGUACUUCAAAAUCGAUAUUAAGAUCAUAGAUAAUUCUAGCAUAGACGAUUAAAUCUGUAGUUACAGUUACAGUCCGUAGGUAAAUUCAAUCAUGAUAAAUAUGAAUAAACAAAUUAGAAAAAUAUUACUGAAUCAAGUUUUCGAUUUCAAUUUAGAUUAAGGUUAAGGUAACCAAAAAAAUUAAAUAGUCUUCGUUAUUAAAUACUAUUAGUAUGCGAGGUUUUAUGAUUCUGGAAUUUGUAGCUUAGCUAUGAAUACAAUACGGUCACAUGACUUGAAAGAUUACAUCAAAACUAAAAGUUAUAUGGAGAAACUAGUGUUAGAAUUUUUGAAUGUAGCUCGCUUAGUAGCCAUAAAAAGUGUAGAUGUAGAGAAACUAAUAAGUGAAUCAUAAAAUAUAGUGUCAUUUUGCUGUUUCAUUUUAGAAUUUGAAUCAUAUCUAAUUACUAUUAAGUAUUGUUAGCUCUCUGAUAACAUUUUUGUAGUAUAUAUUUAGGGUUAAAUUCUAUGUUUCAAUUUUUAUUUUGUACAUAUAUGUGAUGAGUUUGCAAGGGUGCCAUUUAUUAGGAUAUAUAUAUUUUUUAAUUUUUCUCAUUCAACUUUUUGAAAUUCGAAUGUUUUCACAUAUAUGAUUUGUAUUGUUUAAAAAAAGAAUGUCAUUCGCUAACAAUUUUUAUGAAUUAAUUUAUAUAUAUUUUACAAUAACUGUAAAUUAUUAUAUUUCUUAAAUCAGUCAGUAUAAUUUCCCCUUGCAUAGUGUAAGCCAAAUAUUAAGAAUUUAAAUAAGUAUUGUGAAUAGUACAUAAUUUAUUAGAAAAAAGAUAUAUAUAAUGAUAUAUGAUCAAGAUUUAAAAUUCUUAUUGUAAUUUAAUGAUUGAUGUAAUAAUAUUUGGAAUGUAAAUAUGGAGUUGUUUAUGGUUUUGACUUGACGUUUAUGUAUGCACUAUAAUUAAUUACUUAUAAUUACUUAAAAAAUAUAUAUGUAAGGAUAGUAACUUAAACAAGUUAUAGUCAUCGUAUACACUUACCCUUAAGCAAAUAGAAUCAACAUCUACUUAAUGCUAUUGUGUUGUAAAUAUUCCAUAGAGAAAAAGAAGUCAUUAAUAGGAUGGGUUUUGUCUUUUAAAUGUUUAAAUAGUGUUAAUAUGUACUGCACUAAGUUGAAUGAAGUAUUCCCAUUGAAAUAAUAUCUCAUAAUUACUUUCAGUACUGGCGUUUAUGGACUUAAUGUGAAUGAAUUAUUGAGUACACCCAUGAUGGUUGUUUGUUUUAUUUUGACUAUAAUUAUAUAUAAUUGUGUAUAUAAAUAUUUUUUUUCAGCAGUUCAUUAGUUAUGUACUAUGCUGUUUGGAAUGAUUUAAGGUCAUUAUGCCUUAGUGUAUCUUUCUAGUUGCUUCUGUUAUUGUAAUAUGCGUUUGCCAAUGAUUUUGCGUAUUAUGUAUCUUCGACAUGAAAUAUAUGUGUAUAUAUAUUCGUUUUGUGCCGCAGUAAAUUCGUAAUGUAAAUAUUUUGUAUCUAUGUUUUAUUGAGCGAUAUUCAGAACAUAUAAAAAUUUUGAUGUCAGAUUUUAAUGUAUUGACGUGUUUAUUAGUGUAGUGUACAAUGUUCUAUGGUUUUUCGUAUAGAGAAAAAUCUCCAGUCACAAGAUUUAUCAGUGUCAUUGUUUUAUAAAUUACAUUUUAAACGAUUCAUUCGGUGUUUAGACUAAAUUCGUAUAUCUCUAUACAGCUAUGGUCUAUGCAUGUUUAAUAGUUGACUAACACAAAUGUGACGUAGCCAUUUAACUUAAACUUGUGACUUGUAUAUUGAAUAGUUUGUCAAAUCAGUCAUCAGUGUAAAAAAUAUUCUAUUGAAAACCGUAGCUAUGUUUAAUAACUAUAUAUGAGUGUAUUUUUAGAUGUCCUUGGUCUCUCGUACUGUCUUCAUACUUCAUAUUUGGUAACAAUAAAAUAAGUAUAGUUUAUAGACUGUUAAUUCUAAUGUUGGUUAAAGCGUACGAGUAACGUUGUAAUGUAUAAAGGUUGGAUCUCAUCUGUGAAAGGGUUCUUUUUGAAUCAGACGGUGUGUACCGUGAUUGUGAUAUCGGAGUGUAAGUGUUAUUCGGUAAGUCACUGUUCUAGAAUGUUCUGACGUGUGUGUAUAAUGAAGUUACUCGUACUGCAUCAGGUUGCUACUGUCUUUUAAGAUCUCAUUAAUUAUAUUGUGGUAUAUAUUUGAUAGUUUUUAUUGUUUCAAUAUAAAUUUAAAUAGUCGAUUGUCGACAUUUCUCCCUCGAUUUCAAAUCGGGUUUCGAAAGCCACGUUAUAAAAAUAUAUUUUGGAAGUGAAUGUUGUAAUAUUAGGUAGUGUAGUUGUUAAUAUGUGGCAUUUAAAUAAUCUCCAAUGUGUUGUUUCAGUGUACAAGUUGUAUUUUUAAUUCUAUUGAAUUUACGUAGCUUAAUAUUUAUCUUUCCCAGUUCUAUCAUUAUGUUUCAUGUGAUACUUCAGAUUAAGUUGUAUAAGUACAUGAAAUUAAAGUCUCUUCGAUUCUA
This is a messenger RNA of Danaus plexippus (monarch butterfly), 5900 nucleotides long. It is a transcript of the gene MSL1, whose product is annotated as protein male-specific lethal-1. The coding region runs from base 407 to 2707 and encodes 766 amino acids. NCBI's taxonomy places the organism in Eukaryota, Metazoa, Arthropoda, Insecta, Lepidoptera, Nymphalidae. The transcript has 11 exons. The record is from RefSeq and is a predicted model, not a curated record. Gene Ontology annotation, cellular component: MSL complex.